This is a messenger RNA of Penaeus chinensis, 732 nucleotides long. RefSeq lists its product as uncharacterized. The transcript is spliced from 2 exons. Bases 1 to 732 code for a protein of 243 amino acids. The record is from RefSeq and is a predicted model, not a curated record. NCBI's taxonomy places the organism in Eukaryota, Metazoa, Arthropoda, Malacostraca, Decapoda, Penaeidae.
AUGGAGGGAGUACUGGAAAAUGAGUGGGACCCACUCCAGGAUUGCCCACCGGUAGAAGGCCCCUUGCCUGAUUUAAACGAGAAGGAAGUAGAAGAAGCAAUGAAGAAAAUGAAGCGCGGGAGGGCAAUAGGGUGCUCAGUGAUACCAGUGGACCUACUAAAACACCUAGGCAGGGAGGGAAUCCAGAUGGUCACGUCACUCCUUCAGAAUGUAUGGGACGAAGAGAAGAUGCCAGCAGAAUGGGAAGUAAUAGAGGGAAGGUUACGUGGACUGGUGUCGGUAAAUGAUAUGCAGUUUGGCUUUAGCCCAGGUAGGGGAACAAUGGACGCUGCUUUUAUUAUAAAGCAACAGCAGGAAAAGCAUCGUGAAGUGAACAGGGACUUAUACUAUACUUUCGUGGACCUGGAGAAUGCGUACGACCGGGUCCCUAGAGACCUGGUGUACUGGUGCCUCAGACAGCAAAAAGCCCCAGAGAAACUGAUAAGGAUAGUUCAAACCACAUAUCGAGAAGCAAGGACCACCGUGAGAACAAAAUAUGGCAGAACAGACGAGUUCAUGAUCGGAAUUGGUCUGCACCAAGGAUCUGUACUUAGUCCCUUCCCCUUUAUCAUGGUACUUGACGUCAUCAGUGAGAACUUCCACACAGGCCUGCCAUGGGAGCUUUUGUUUGCAGACGACUUAGUAGUAGUGGCAGACAGUGAGGAAGAGCUGCAGAGAAGAUGGCUGAGGUAG